GUAUACUAGGAUUUUCUUGGAGUUUUCACUGAAGAUAUUUUGUUCGCGUUACGGCGUUAGUGAAUAUAACUACACGUUAGCUUGGGGAAUUGUAGCAAACUGUGUAAAAAUGCUGACACGCCAACUACCCAGACUAGUUCAACAAACAGUGCGCCGCUAUGGCCACGACUCGCACUUCAAGCCGGCGACGAUGGAUGAACUGCCAGUACCCCGCGGCUCAUGGCAGGCGCACUACGACGCCAACCAACGCCGAUUCAACACUGCACUCAUCGUGGGCAUUGCUUUCACUGUUGGCACUUUCAUUGUGGCCAAGACCAGUGGACUGGUAUACCUCAACUACUCUCCACCCAAGAGCAUUGACUAAAUAUUUAUUUAACACAAGAAUAUAGUUAAUCAAAUCAAACCAUAGUUCUUUAAUUAAAAAAGCUUACAUCUUUAAAUA
Hyposmocoma kahamanoa is the source of this 442-nucleotide messenger RNA. RefSeq lists its product as uncharacterized. The coding region runs from base 110 to 364 and encodes 84 amino acids. The record is from RefSeq and is a predicted model, not a curated record. The transcript is spliced from 3 exons. Lineage: Eukaryota; Metazoa; Arthropoda; Insecta; Lepidoptera; Cosmopterigidae.